This is a messenger RNA of Trichomycterus rosablanca, 3499 nucleotides long. It is a transcript of the gene tecpr1b, whose product is annotated as tectonin beta-propeller repeat containing 1b. Bases 58 to 3417 code for a protein of 1119 amino acids. Gene Ontology annotation, molecular function: phosphatidylinositol-3-phosphate binding. Gene Ontology annotation, cellular component: autophagosome membrane; lysosomal membrane. Gene Ontology annotation, biological process: autophagosome maturation. The record is from RefSeq and is a predicted model, not a curated record. The transcript has 25 exons. NCBI's taxonomy places the organism in Eukaryota, Metazoa, Chordata, Actinopteri, Siluriformes, Trichomycteridae.
GGAGGUGAAUUAUAACUUGCUAUACGCGCAUUCGGGGAUAUAAAGCUUCUUCCCACCAUGCCAGGUUCUGUGUUGUGGGCAGUAGAUGUGUAUGGAAGGGUGUUCCACCUGUUUGCCGAGCGAGGACGCUGGGAGCGAUGUGAGGAGAAUCAAGUGGAGCUGAAACGUGUUACUGCUUCAGAUCAGUGCUGCUGGGCUAUUGGCUUCGAUCAGCAGGUUUACCUUAAUGUUCUCCCUAGUGAUGAAGUCAUACAUCAUCAAGAGGAAACUUAUGAAAACCAGAGAUGGAACCCAGUGGAGGGAUACACAGACACACUGCUGCCCACAGAUCGCUGGCCAUGGACGGAUGAGUGGGGAAUGAACCCUCAGCCUCUGCACAGCUUCCACCUGCCAUCCGAGAACUGGGAAUGGGAAGGAGACUGGUACGUGGAUGAUGAGAGCUGUGGAAGAGAGUCUACGGCCACAGGGGGUUGGGAAUAUGCUGUGGACUUCCCUACCACCUUCACCAAGGAGAAGAAAUGGAACUCUUGUGUCCGGCGCAGGCGAUGGCUUCGCUACAGGAGAUAUAAAGCACUUGGAUUAUGGGCCAAGGUGCCUUUAGACAAGGGUCAGCCUCCUCCAGACCCUUUUGGUGAUAUUAGCUGUGGAGGCUGGGAGAUGAGUGACCGACCAGACAAACCUAUCUCUCUGUGGGCUGUGUCUCAACAAGGAAAGGUAUGGUUCCGCUCAGGUAUUCAGCUGCAGAAUCCAGAAGGGACAGCGUGGGAGCACAUUCCAGGACCGUUCCCUACAGAAGUAGCCCAGGUGAGCGCCGGCCCUGGUGACCUGCUGUGGGCCGUGCUCUGGGAUGGACAGCUGCUCGUCAGAACAGGCAUAAGCAAGCAAUGCCCAAAAGGUGUAUCAUGGGUGAUGGUUGAGCCUCCAAACAAAACAAGAGCCAUCCAUGUAGCAGUGGGGGUUUGUGUGGUUUGGGCAGUCACCAGGGACAAUAAAGUAUGGUUCCGAAGAGGUGUGAACUCUCAUAACGCCACUGGCUUAGACUGGAUUGGUAUUAGUGGAGAGAUGGUGAUGAUCAGCGUUGGGCCAAAAGACCAGGUGUGGGGGAUUGGCAGUGAGGACAGGACUCUCUAUUUCCGCUACGGAGUAACUAACACUGAGGUCACAGGGAGAGCCUGGGUCCCUGUUCGUGCCCACUUGGACACUGAAACUACCCACAGGGCCGGUGCCGCUUCCCUCAUCGACGCUGAACCAGCGUCACCACAUCGGGGCUCGGUACUAGGCUGUGAUGAUUUGGACAAGGGUUCUCUCUCCCGGGUCACCAGCGACAGCUUUAUCUCCGCCUUGGUGGCUGAACGCAACACACCCACACCUGAAGUGGAUCAGGAGGACUCAAAGGAGGCCGGGCCUUCUCAGAAUUCUGUGCUUCCUUCUACUCGAUCGAGAUCCGGCGAGUUACCGUGGAGUAACGUGGACCUGGCAGAGAUGAACGCUCUUCCAGCCGGCGCUGCGCAGAGACCAGUGGCUGUCUAUCCCAUGGGGGAAUCCGUGCUACAGGAGGAGCGGCCUCCGUGGGCCUGGAUCGCUGCAGGACAGUGUGAGAUAGACACCGGCUCUCACAUCAGCUGGAUGGAAAUACGAGAUGCAGGGCCUCUGUCUCCCUCCAUCACUCCUGUGCUUAAUGUCACAGGUUCUCAGGACCAACCAGCAAAGACAAAAAUGCAAGAAAAAGAGGACUCUAUGGAACGGUCUGUCAGGGUGAAAAAAGGUACAAUGUACUGGUGGAGAGACUGGACACCCCAUCAGUGGGACGAGGUGUGUGUGAUCCUGGAGCAAGUCAGGGGCGGAGCAGCACCCAAUAAUGACAUCCUUUAUAUUUCCUAUACACACAACCAGGAAAGAAAGUACCUGCAUGCCGUGAUAAGCGGAGUGACCGCUCUUGUUCCGGAACAGUCGGAUUCUUUAUACGCGCUUGCUGUGUAUACUGCUGAGAGGACGAGGCAGAGAUGGCCUGUUCGUCUAGCUACAGAGUCCCAGCAAGAUAUGGAGAACUGGCUCUCACUCUUAAAUAAGUGUUGCUGUGAGGCCAGGGCUCUCCAGGGUCCUCCCUCUAAACAAGCCCUGUGGGCCGUCAUCUCCAAAGGGGACAUCAUGGUGCACGAACCUUUGCCCAACCUGGAAGCACCGGCUCAAUAUUUACCAUGUGAACAGAUGUUCUGGCGUCAGGUCCCUGGUCACCUACAAUGUGUGGAGUCUAACAGUCUGGGUGUGGUAUGGGGUGUCGGCUAUGAUCAUACCGCUUGGGUCUACACAGGGGGCUGCAGGGAAAACCAAACCCAGGAUAACGAAGCAUGUAAGCACACAGUGUCGGACGUCAGGAAUGUCUACAUUUACGAGAACCAGCGAUGGAAUCCUGUCACAGGAUAUACAAAUAAGGGGCUCCCCACCGACCGCUACAUGUGGAGUGAUCAACUUGGGUUCAAGGAAUGCACCAAGGAGAACACCAAACCUCCUUCACCAGAGUGGAUAUGGGUAUCCGACUGGGCUGUAGACUACAGCACUCCAGGAGGGACUGAUAAAGAGGGGUGGCAGUAUGCUGCAGAUUUUCCAGUGACAUUUCAUGGUUAUAAGACCAUGAAGGAUUUCGUGAGACGAAGACGAUGGGUCAGGAAGUGUAAGAUUACUUUGGCAGGUCCCUGGCAAAAAGUUCCGCCCAUUCCUGUGAUUGACGUUACUAUCCUGCCCUGUCUGGCACAGAGCAGCCUGGAGCAGGUACCAGUGUGGGCCAUCAGCGAGAAAGGAGACGUGUUGUGUCGUCUGGAGGCCACUGCACAGAAUCCGGCGGGCACUUCAUGGCUCCAUAUAGGGACAGAUCAGCCCUUUAAAUCCAUCUCGAUUGGAGGAGGACACCAGGUGUGGGCGAUCGCCCGGGACGGUGCGGUCUUCUACCGCGGCUCAGUUUCAGCCCAAAACCCUGCAGGUGAAUGCUGGUACCACAUCCCCUCUCCUAACAGACAGACUCUCAGACAGGUGUCUGUGGGCAGGACCUCUGUUUAUGCUGUGGAUGAAAACAAUAAUUUGUGGUACAGACAAGGACUGACCCCCAGUUACCCUCAGGGUUCCGCUUGGGAGCUUAUUUCUGGCAAUGUCUGCAAGGUCUCUGUUGGACCACUGGAUCAGGUUUGGAUAAUAGCUGAUAAAGUGUCAAGUCAUCCUGCAGAAAGCUGGGGCACUGUGUGCCACAGGCUGGGAGUGCAGCCCAUGCAGCCUAAAGGCUUAUCCUGGGACUAUGGGAUUGGGGGAGGAUGGACGCACCUGUCGGUAAGAGGAAACGCCACCGAGGCUCAGCGCAGCAUCCCCCACAGUCCUCAGGUCAGCAGAAGCCCUGUGCAGAUCAAUGGAGACACUGCAGGUUGCUGAACCUCCUUAACCGCAGAACUCCUCAUCCAUCUUCACCCAGCUCUCAGAAUGCACAGGCUGUUUAACUUCAUGCCUUCCUAGU